Malaya genurostris is the source of this 19998-nucleotide messenger RNA. RefSeq lists its product as uncharacterized. The coding region runs from base 1534 to 18333 and encodes 5599 amino acids. The transcript is spliced from 19 exons. The record is from RefSeq and is a predicted model, not a curated record. Gene Ontology annotation, molecular function: DNA binding; ATP-dependent chromatin remodeler activity; histone binding. Gene Ontology annotation, cellular component: nucleus; chromatin. Gene Ontology annotation, biological process: chromatin remodeling; regulation of gene expression. Lineage: Eukaryota; Metazoa; Arthropoda; Insecta; Diptera; Culicidae.
CCACACUCGUCUCUCAAAGAGGUACAGAGAAACAAUGAUGUCGGCGUAUGUUUUAAUUUUAAUUGUGAGUUAAAACUUGAAUCCAUCUUUUGCGAACUAAAGUAGUUCGAACACGAUAAAAUUUAUUGUGAAACGAUAGCUGAUUCGAUCCUGAAUUAUCAAACGAUGAAAUUUGCCCGUUUGAGGACGGAAUUGGAUCGGAAAAGUGAUGAUGAAAAUUAAUCAAUGAGACAAGUCGAGUGCUCUUCUCGUUCGCCAUGAUUCGGGUAUGUUAAUGGUGAAGCAAAGGCAAUGGAAGAAAAAAUCUGUUCAUUUGUUUCGAAUGUGAAAUCGAAUUUUGUGCUGUGUGGUGUCGCCCUGUCCGGAAUCGUCAUUGAUUUUUCACGGCUGGGGUUCGGUAAUAAUGUGCGCUGUAAAAUUUGAUUGAAUUGGAGUUCCUUUUCCGUUUUGAAUAAUUGUCCAAUACUAUUAUUGAAGUUCAAUUAUUCAAAUAUGCCACAUUUGUGAUAUAAUCAAAAUUGUAUGUGGAAAUUUAUUGGCAAUGACUAGUAAAAGCAGUUGUUGGUGAUUAUUCAGUUAAAAAAAACAGCAUAUAUGGGAUAGUUGAAAACAGUGAAGAAAAUUAUCAUUAUCACCUAAGAAAAUCGAUUGCAUGCGGGUGACAUUUUUAAUUGGAAAAGUGAGUUUUGAGGUUAGAAUCAUCCAGAAGUGUUUUAAGAGUGUUGGCAACAGCAGAAGUUGCGACGCAAAGCGCAAGAGAGAAAAGUGUGCUUUCGAAAAUCAUCAUAAACUUUUAUACGUCGUCUCUGUCCGCCGUUGGUAGAAACUACAGGCAGAAGGGCAGUAAUAACACCAACAAGAAGCAUCCAGGGAAACCUAGCAGUAGUCCAUCCCAAAAGCGGUAUGGGAAAGGUGGAACAAGAUGAAGAAGCCUUUAGAAGGCAGAAAAAUAUAUAUCGUAUAAAUGAGUGAACUCUGGAGACGACGCGCGGUUAUGAACCGGAGUAUUCUUUGUCAGUGAUUGUGUGUAAUGACGAGGUCGAGUUUUCGCUUUGGUCGUAUAAGAAAUGCAAAACAAGAUUAGUUUGAAAAAAAAAGCAACACCAAUAAAAUGAUGAAGUCGCGGAAAACGGAUAUGAAGUCCGUCACCAGCUCAGCAAAAACGUGAUUUCUUAGAGAAUUUCAUUUCAUCGUAGGCGAUGAACCGAUCGAUUCACUUCAAAAAAAUAUAUGCUAGAAUGCAGUUUUCUGCUAUCAAACAACAACGAAUUUAGAACAAUACGAUUAAAUUGAAACAUGUGUUACGUAUACUUUUUAAAUCGAUUUUCUAUACAGGAAAAGCACCGACAUCAGCAAAUGAGUCAGUCAAACGCAGCAAGUGAAACCGCUAGCAUUUUUCCUUUAAAUUGCUAAACGUUUGUACGCCGCUAGAAAAAAAAACGGCAGUACAAUCUGUCAAGUAAAAGUAGUGUUAAAAGUUAGGAUACGUCGUCAGUUGGUCUCCUGGUAUCCAGCAGUUUAACCACUAAUAAAAUGGACGCCUACUAUCGAUAUGAUCCAACUGCGCCACGAGGCAUGGGGCCACCGGGCAAUGCGGGUGGGCCGUACGCACGACACAGGGCACCCCACCCGAUGCAGCAACAGCAAUCCCAAUCCCAGUAUCCCUCAUACCAGCCUGCCACAGCAGACAACAUGUACUCGAUGCCGGAUCAUAACACCGGUAUGGCUGGUAUGAGUGAUGCACUGUGGGGUACCCAGCCGCCGCCACCACCUCAGGCCAACCCUUACGCUGCUCCGAUGGGCUAUGGUCAUCCCCAAGCACCACAGCCUACGCAACGGCAAGCUCCGACAAGCUAUCGGCAACAUAUGACCGGCUAUCCUCAGCAGGAUUCAUCAAAACUGCAGUACCCCACACAGCAGGCAAUGAUGGGUGGCAUGAUGCCACAGCAGGGUUACGGGUCGUUAAGUCAACCCCAGCAGCCAUCUCAGCAGCAGCAACAGCCACAACAACCCCAGCAACAGCAGCAGCAACGUGUUUCACAGCACUACCCGCAGGCUGGUCAUUCAAUGUAUCCGGGUGCUCCGGUGGUUCAGCCUCAAUCUGCGACUGCUCAGGCCGGUUAUGCGUCGUAUGCUCCCACAAUGCAACAGCAUGCCAGCCGAACGAGUCAGCAUGUUUACACCCAACAUCAGCUAGAACAGUCGGCUUACGGACAGCAUAUGGGUGCUAGUCAGGUACCGACGAGUCAUCAUCAGAUGAGUACUCCCCAGCAACAGCCACCCGGUCAGCUUCCGCAGCAUCCACCCCAGUCCCAUCUACCGUUGCCCGGUCAGUCCCCUCAAUCGCAGCAACAAAUGCAUGCCAGCCAGAUGCAACCGGUUCAACAACAGCAACAGCAAAGUCAGCAACCGUCACACAGUAGCCAACCAACGCAUCCACAGGCUCAUCCACAGCAGCAUCCUGGGCUGGCGGGGUUAACACAACAACAAAGCCAACAGCUCGCGAAUCAGCAUCCCGGCAUGAUUCAUUCACAGCAACCGAACAGUGGAAGUUUAAUGCACGGAAGCAGUGCGUUGGGUUCUGCAAUGUCCCAACCACAAUCAAGUCAGCAACCAGGGAGUCAUCACAGUACUAACACACUGGGAGGUCAUCAAAUGUCUCACAGUGCGCUGUCGAGUGUGCCCGGUUAUGGUGCGAAUGCCCCACAGCAGCAAUCGUACCUACCGAAUGCAACGAAACAGCAACCCCAACAGCAUGGUAGCAGUCCCCAAUAUCGGGCGCCUUUCCCUCAGUUAUCUCCACAAAUGUCACCGCGACCACCCCAAAUGUCUCCCCAUACACAGAUGUCACCACGACCUGUUAUGUCACCUGCAAAACCGCCAAGUAGUGUUUCAUCGCAAGCACCACAAACUACACUUCCGACAACAAUGUCGCCUCAUCAGCAUAUAGCCAGUUCCGGUGGUAGUAUUCAAAGUCCUCGACCGCAACAGUCUAUGCCCGUUACGAAACUAACAACGACUUCAGCCACUGGUCCAGUCAACACCCUGCAAGCACUGGAACAGAUGGUGAUGCCACCUUCUGCUGCUGCCGCAGGUUUAGAAUACUCGCAGGCGGCAGCUUACCGAGGGCCACCGCACCAGCAACAAAUGCAGAACAAUCCACUGUCUCCGCUUGGACCACGACUGCCGAUGUCUCCCCAGCAUCACCAGCAGUGGCCCCCGAUGGUUCAGCGGCCUGGCAGUGGAGGGAUAAAUGGAAACGCUCACCACGGGAUGCCACAGCAAUCUCCACAACAGCAGCAGCAACAGCUGGGCAAUCAGCACUUGCCGCCAAUGCAUUCUCAUGCACCGCAUUUACACGUAUCACAGGCAUCCCAUCCACCUCCACCGCACGCUCAACAGAUCUCACAGUUGAACGAUAUCUCCAGUUUGAUACCACCUGUAUCGCAAACGAUGUCUGUGAUACCACCAACGCAAGGCCCUCCAGCCGGGCUGCAGUACAGCAAUCUAGACGAUAAGAGCCUCGUGGAGUCAGUUCCGCAGCCGCAGCAGCCACAACCUGUACAUAGUCUACAUCAGCCGCAUCUGUCACAACCACAGCAACAGCAGCAGCCACCACCUCCACAACUUCCAUCGAUGCAUCAACCACAUCAAAUGGCCCCUCAGCAACAGACACAACAACCCCCCAUGCUAACGCAGCUUCAGCCCCCAACGCAUCUGCAACAGCUUCACUCACAGCAACCAUCGCAACAUCAGAGCCACCUGUCUUCGUUGCAGUCAUCUAUGGCUCCCCAGCAGCAGCCACCGCAAGCUCCUUCUGUUCCUUCGUCACAUUCGAUUUCUCAGCAGCUGCAAUCACCGUCAUUUAAUGACGAAAUGAUGAUGUCGCCAAGCGGCCCACAACAGCAACAGCAGCAACAGCAGCAGCAGCAGCAGCAGCAGCAGCAACAGCAACAGCAACAACAUCAACAUCAACAACCAAUACAACAACAUAUACCGGCUGCUCCAGCGCCAAUUCCCACAUCAGUUCCAUCUCCAAUCGCACCACCAGCCCCAGUGCAACAUCAAAUACCACCAAUCUCACAAGCAUCGCAGAUGAAUGAACUGCAAGCGAUGCAAUCGUCCGCAUCAACGCCGCAACAACCCAUUGUUGUUCAACCCCAGCAGCCUAAAUCUCAGCAUAGCCAACCGCCGCCGCCACCGCAACAUCAAAGCUCUGCCCCGACGAUCGAACUUCCACCCAUUUCAACACUUACGGUCGAGCCACCUGCUUCCAGUGUAGAAAGUGUACCACCUGUUGUCAGCACCGAGUCUCAACAACCGUCGACUGAUCUUAGUCUAAUCGAUAGUUUGACAUCAACUAAUGCGAACGAAGCACCAUCGAGUCUGGGUGCCACCGGAUCGAUCCCAGAAUCGGCAAUCAGUGAAACUGAUAGUCUGCAGCAGCGACACUCGGCAUCAGAGCAGAACAGUAGCAACGAAGAAUCACGUGACAGUAUAGUUCCUGCACCGGCAGAGUCCAACACUGACGAGAGCAAAUCCUCCAGCUCAUUAAUGUCCGGAACGGAUUUCGAAAGUAUGAAUCCCACCAAUACCGGGACGGGAGGCUCGUUGCUGAAUUCAGACACCGGAAUGGACGAUGCCAUUCGAGAAGGACAAACACUUGGCCUGGACAGUAUCACCACUGAACCAAGUGAAAAACGGGAUGAUAUGUAUCAUUCGGAUAAUUCGAAUCAAGCACCAACUAUUGAAGCUAAAAAGACUGAUGUUCCAGUAGAACCUAUGACAGUUCCCGAUCCGGUCACUUCGGUUGCACUGACUGAACUUCAAGAGCCAGAAGUGACAACUGCAACGAACACAAGUCCGGAGCAAACACAUUCUGUUCCUACGUCUACCACGACACCAACAAUUCCAACGACGGCAAUGCCGUCCUAUCCCAACCAAAUGACCCCCGAACAAAUGCCUGGUGAGCCAGUAAUUUCGACAAGCACACCGGCUACGACGAUACCGCCAAACUCAACUCAGAUUCCACCACUGCAACAUUCCCAAAUGCAUCCCCAGAUUCAUCCCCAGUACGGACAAAUAGGAGCUCCAGGAAUGACACCAGGGCAAGGCCAACCACCAUCGAUGUAUGGAAUGCAUAUGCCUCCCAGUUCUCCGAUGUUGCAUGGUCCUCAUGGGCCGGGAAUGCAUGGUAUGAUGGGUUCCGAUAUGAUGAAUCCAUAUCAAACCCCGUACCAGUCGCAUGCUCAGGAAAGAGCUGCUAUUCAACAGCAACUACAGGACAUGUACAAGUUGCCGAUGGCCGACAAUCAAGAGAAGAUCAUGCGUAUGCAGGAACGGAUCGCAAUGCUUCAACAGCACGAAACGACAGACGGGUGCCAGGGUGGACCACAGUGCAUUAUGCAAAACCACUCGAUGUAUUCGUCCGCUAUGAUCGACAGUCCUCAGGUUACGAGCACCACAGGCCGCCGGGGACGAGCUCCGUCGAACAAACCGCGAAAACCACGUUUGAAAAAAUCGGAGAAACUAGCACAGGAAGCAGCAGCUGCUGCAGCAGUGGUAACUACACCGGUUCCCGUAGUACAACCACCACCUCCACAGCAAUCACAGAUAACGUCCGGCGAUGAAACGUCCCAAACACAGGCACCCAUAACUACGUUGCCGGUUUCAGAAGAUGCCGUUACUGCCGGAACCGGUUUGUCGGAAGUUACAUCAGAAAGUUUCAGUGAAACUCUGAAUGAAACUGAAUCUCAAGAUAAUCUUUCGAUUGGUGACUUGGAUACUUCGACCGAUGCGAGUGGUAAAAAAUUAAAGAAACCACGGAAACCCAGAGAGCCGAAGAAACCAAAAGAAGCGAAAGAACCGAAAGAGAAGAAAGAAACCAAGAAAAAGGAACCAAAAGAACCGGCUAAAUCGAAGAAAAAGAGCAGUAAAAAGAGUUUGAACACUACCACCGAAGGAGACAACUCGAUAUCUAUGGACAACACAAGCCAAGAUCACGAUCAAGGUCAUUCGAAAGCGACAAGCGAAGCGGAUGAAAAUCAAACGUUGGCUUCACUGAUGCAUUCGCAGAAUUCUACCGAUGCAACGGCCGGUCCUGAGAAGGAAUCCAAAAUAGACGGUUCCAUCGAUGAUGAGGUGACAGAUUUUGACGAUAUUCCGGUGUCGAAAAUUCCCAUCAAGAAUUUAUUGGAAGAAAGUGAGAAAAAAGAGCAGGAGAAUGGCGAAAGUGCUGGCGACGGAGGAGAAACUGAAGGGGAAACACCCAAAAAGAAGAAAAGUAGUAAGAAAAAGGAUCCCGGUAGCGGCGAGAGUAAAAAGAAGAGCUCAUCCUCGAGCGCUUCGCGAAGUAAAAAAUCUUCCGGUAGUUCGAAAAGUAGUCGCACGCGAUACCGACCCCGAAUGAUGGAUGAGUCGGAUGGUGAGGGAGAUGAUUUGAUGAGCACUCCGCCUCCAUCUCCACCGCCAGAUGCCGAAAUCGACAGUUCGAAACGAAGAUCCGCUCGUAACACUCAGCGCAAAAAAUACGUUGACGACGUUAUGUUACGGUUUUCCGACGACGAAUCCGGAAUUAUUUCCCCGAUGCCGACUAGUCGCAGAGAAAAGAAGACGGAUGCCGACAAAAAAGACGCCGAUAGCAGUGGUGAAGGAUCGGCCACCGCUGGUGCUACUGCUGGUGUUGCUGCUGCUGCAUCUACGGAAGCCGAUGCGGUUGCGUCAAGUUCAAGUGUUACCGCAGCGGAUGGUGAAGAGAAAGUAAGCACCUCGGACGACAAGCUAGAUCUCAGUGCCGAAAUGAAGCUAGAUGACGCUAACAAACCCAACUACGUGUAUGUGAACACGGGCGAUGAGGAUUCGAUGGUGGUGCAAUACGUACUGGCCGUUCGGAUGGGCAGACGUGAGCUGAAACCGGAUCCACCUCCACCGCCACCAAAGGAGAAAACUCCUGAACCGGAGGAGAAACCAAAUGCGAAGGAAGGCGAAGAAAGUGCUGAAAAACAGAAUGAAGCGGCGGAAGAAGAAGCUACCGCAACGAAGAGUGACGAGAAAGAGGAAAAAGACGAAAGUAUGGCUACUGAACACACUACCGACGAUGAUGCCAAGAAGGAACAGGAUGAGGAAAACCAGAAAGAAGAUGACGAUUCUGUGAAAGAAGACAAAGAUAUGUCCGAUCACGACGAAGAGACUACCAAGAACGAUGAAAAGGCUGUUGACACGGUAGCGAAAGAUGAUCAGAAACAAGAUGAAAGCCAAGCAGAUGAAGAAAAAAUGGAAACCGAUGAGGUGGAAGAAGAAAAAGUGCCGUCUGAUGAGAAAAGCUCUCAAGAUAAUGAAAACAGUGAAAAACCUGAAGAGGAAGAGAAAGAAAAGGAGACAGUUGCAGACCAAACCGAAGGAGACAAACCCAAAGCGGAUAGUAAAAGUGAGGAGCUCGCUGACGGUGGAUCAAAAGCAAAGAUAUCGAAAGCAGCGGAAACGUCGUCGACAGAGAAGAAGGAACCGGUGUUUGUCGACGUUGAAGAGUACUUUGUCAAAUAUCGCAAUUUUUCCUAUUUACAUUGCGAGUGGCGAACGGAAGAUGAACUGUUUAAAGGAGAUAAACGAGUGGGAAAUAAAAUUAAACGUUUUCUGCAAAAGCAACAGCAACAUCUCAACAUAUUCGAAAGUUUGGAUGAGGAAUCAUUCAACCCGGACUUUGUAGAGGUUGAUCGAGUUCUGGAUGUUUCCGAGCACACGGACGAUGACGGUAAAACAGUGAAGCACUAUCUGGUGAAAUGGAAGAGCUUACCGUACGAGGAUAGCACGUGGGAGUUGGAAGACGAUGUUGAUCUUCCCAAAAUUGACCAGUACUAUCGGUUUAACAAAAUCCCACCCAAGAGUGAAUGGAAGACAAAGAAGCGACCACAUCCGGAUCAAUGGAAGCCACUGUCAGAAUCCCCCAUAUACAAGGCAGGAAAUAGUUUGCGUCCGUAUCAGUUGGAAGGUCUAAAUUGGUUACGCUAUUCGUGGUACAAAGGAAACAACUGUAUUCUGGCAGAUGAAAUGGGUCUCGGUAAAACUAUUCAGAGUUUAACGUUUGUCCAUUCCGUAUACGAGUAUGGAAUUCGCGGACCGUUUUUAGUUAUCGCUCCCCUUUCAACGAUCCCUAAUUGGCAGCGUGAAUUCGAAGGUUGGACAGACAUGAACGUUAUUGUCUAUCACGGAUCAGCCACAAGUCGGCAGAUGAUUCAGGAUUACGAAAUCUAUUACCGUUACGAGAACGGAAAAUAUAUCAAAGAAAUAAACAAAUUCAACGUUUUAAUUACGACGUUCGAAAUGAUCGUGACUGACUAUCAGGAUCUGAAGCCAUACAAUUGGAGGGCUUGUGUGAUUGAUGAGGCUCAUCGUUUGAAAAAUCGGAACUGUAAACUACUGGAAGGUCUUCGGCAACUUAACUUAGAGCACCGGGUUUUGCUUUCGGGAACACCACUGCAGAACAACGUGAAUGAGUUGUUCUCGUUGUUGAACUUCCUGGAACCCAGUCAGUUCUCCUCUAAUGACGAGUUCUUGCGAGAAUUCGGUAGUUUGAAGACUGAAAGUGAAGUGCUCAAGUUGCAGGCACUGUUGAAGCCAAUGAUGCUCAGACGAUUGAAAGAUGAUGUGGAGAAAUCCCUGGCUCCCAAGGAGGAAACUAUCGUUGAAGUGGAGCUUACUAACAUCCAGAAGAAAUAUUACCGCGGUAUUUUGGAGCAAAACUUUUCAUUCCUGAUGAAGGGAACGACGUCCGCCAAUAUACCUAACCUUAUGAAUACUAUGAUGGAACUGCGAAAAUGCUGUAUUCAUCCUUAUCUACUCAAUGGGGCUGAAGAUCAAAUUCAGUACGACUACCGACAACAGCACGGCGAGGAUGCCGAAGCUUAUUACAAAAAUCUAAUCGUUUCCUCGGGUAAAAUGGUUUUGAUUGAUAAGUUGCUACCAAAACUGAAGGCCAACGGACACCGUGUAUUGAUUUUCAGUCAAAUGGUCCGUUGUUUAGACAUCCUCGAGGAUUAUCUCAUCUAUAGAAAGUAUCCCUUCGAGCGGAUCGAUGGUCGUAUUCGCGGAAAUCUUCGUCAAGCUGCCAUCGAUCGUUAUUCGAAGCCAGACUCGGACCGGUUUGUGUUUUUGUUGUGCACGAAAGCGGGUGGUUUGGGCAUUAACUUGACUGCCGCUGACACUGUUAUCAUCUACGACAGUGAUUGGAAUCCACAGAACGAUUUGCAGGCUCAAGCUCGUUGCCAUCGUAUUGGUCAGCAGAAAAUGGUGAAAAUUUAUCGACUGCUCUGCCGUAACACGUAUGAACGGGAGAUGUUCGACAAGGCGUCGCUUAAGCUGGGUCUGGAUAAAGCUAUUCUACAAAGUAUGAAUACCGCGCAAGGCAAAGAAGGAACCAACAAGCAACUGUCGAAGAAAGAAAUCGAGGACUUACUGAAGAAAGGAGCAUACGGCGCAGUUAUGGACGAUGAUGCGGGAGAUAAGUUCUGUGAGGAAGACAUCGAUUCGAUUUUGCUUCGUCGUACACAAGUUAUUACGAUGGAAAGUGAAAAGGGAUCCACCUUCUCGAAGGCUUCGUUUGCUGCUGCGGCUAACCGUAGCGAUAUCAACAUCGAUGAUCCUGACUUUUGGAACAAAUGGGCCAAACGAGCCGAGAUAGAUCCGGCGGCUUGCGAAAAGGACGAAACCGAGGAUUUAGUCAUUGCGGAACCGAGAAAGCGAACCCAGAUUAAGCGGUAUGGUCACGAUGAUGGCGUUAUGGAUAUGUCCGAUGAAUCUUCCGGUGAGCAUGGUAGUGAGAAUGAAGAAGGAGGCAUGGGAUUGAAAACUAGAAGCAAACGAAAUCGUGGUAAAGAUAAGAACAAGAAGCAGCAGGUCGAGCGAGAUGACUACAUUCCUCGAGACAGGGAUACACUCGCAGCGCUCGGUUUCGAUGAAGUGCAGUACGGAAACUGGGCCCGAUCUGAGUGCUUCAAGGUGGAGAAAGGACUGCUGUCCCAUGGUUGGGCUCGCUGGACCGAGAUUCUAGAACAAGGACAGUUUAAACGAGGAUGGAGAGAACAGGAUAUCGAGGAUUGCGCUCGGGUCAUUCUACUUUAUUGUUUGGAUCGCUAUCAAGGAGAUGAAAAAAUCAAAAACUUUAUAUGGGAUCUUAUUGCUCCAUCUGAAGGUGGUGAGCAACGUGAAAUCGCACGUAACCACAGUGGUUUGCAUAAUUUAGUUCCACGAGGAAGAAAUGCAAAAGGUCGCAAAUCAACCAAUCCGGUUUCGGCUUCUGCAACGCCUCGCCGGGAAGGAAGCAUUACGGAAGUGAAUGAAGAUGCUUCUUCGAAUUCUUCCGGUACGCCGAAGGAGGUGAAAGCUACCAAGUCCGGCUCCGAUACUGGCGGAUCCAACACACCAACCAGUGAUCCUCAUCAUUGGAGCAAAGACGAAAAAUACGAUGCCGAUAAUUUACUGGACAUUAACUACAAAAAGCAUCUGACGCGACAUGCUAACAAAGUAUUGCUACGAGUUCGGAUGCUGUAUUAUAUAAGACACGAGGUACUCGGUGACCUGGUGACGCAGAUUCACGAAGGUGCCAAUGCAAGCGAUCUCCCAAUUCGCCCGCCGCCGACGCCCGACCAGCUGCCGUGCUCAUGGUGGAAUCCAAAUUGUUGCGAUCGCAGCCUGUUAGUCGGCACUUACAAACAUGGCUGCGAAAACUACCGUGUGAUGCGAGCGGAUCCAAUGCUUUGCUUCCAGAUUCACUGUGGUCCUGGCGAUGGAGCCGUCGAGGAAACGACGAUUGUCAAAGAAAACGAUGACGACGCUAACUCGAAACAAGGUGACAAUGAGGAUGAUCCCGAGGACGGUCCGUCCGAGGCACGAUCCUCGUCCGCUGGUGUCGAUUCAAAAGACGAUGAUGAAGAAUCCACAGCUGGUACCACCCCCAGUGCUGCUCCGACACCGGCCCCGUCCGAUACCAAUCCGGAGCUGAUCUGGCCAACCAUGCAGGAUCUGAACACGAGAUUGCGACGAGUUAUAACCUCCUACCAGCGCAAUUACAAGAAGGAAGAACUGAAGCAGCAACAGAAGGCGAAGCUCCAAGCAAUCGUUCCGCCGGUUUCGGCUCUCGGCGGUCAAUCGUCGUCAUCACCGUCGACCCCGUCAACUACACCGGGACCGAUGCUGAGCGGUAGCAUGACGCCGCAACAUCAGCAACAGCAACAGCCCGGUUCGCUGGGGGCCCAGCAGCAGAGCGGUAUCAGCAUGGCCGGACUUGGCAUGGGCAAUGCCUCCACAUCGUACGCCGGCACUAGCGGACUGAGCAAAAGCCAACAGCAGCAAGCAUCGGCCGGGUCCACCCCGACCGGGGGAAUGCCGACGGCUGCCGAUUUCAGUCUCAUGCUGAGCCUGGGUCUGGGUCUCAAUCCGGCCGAUGCUUCGCAGCUGGCCAAUCUCGAUCUGCAGAAGUUGGCCAUGUACUUGAAAAUGGAACGUCGUGAAAAAACUGAACAAGUUAUGCGUGAACGGGAACGUGUCCGCCUGGAACAGAUUCCCAAACGGUGGACCCGCCGUGAAGAGAAUGAGUUCAUUCGUGUUCUUACCGGAUACGGGAUUGAUCUGUUACCGAAUACUACCGUACCGACACCGGAUUGGUCGAGGUUCAAAGCUUUCGCCAAGCUUGACAAGAAAACAGACGAAAAUUUGAGCGACUUCUAUAAGGUGUUCAUUGCGAUGUGCAAACGCCAGGCCGGUGUCAAACUGAACGACGAUGAAAAGAUUCUGGAAGGGCUGGUAGAUGAUGUUACUGAAGAUCAUGCCAAGCUGAUCCUGGAUCGCCUGGAACUGCUGUCGAAGGCACGGGAAAUCAUCAAACAUCCCAAGUUGGAGGAAAACAUAAAACUGUGCGAAAACAAUCUGGACACCCCGGACUGGUGGAUUUCCGGCAAACACGACAGAGAGUUGCUGCGUGCCGUGCUGAAGUAUGGCAUCUACCGUUCGGAACAGCUGAUUCUGGCCGAUCCGGAAUUUCCAUUCUACGAGUCAGCCAAAAAAUAUCUGCAACAUUUGGAGAUUCAGAUCCAGCUGCAGAAUCAGCAGCUAAUGAAGAUGCAGGCUGCCAAAGAGGAAGCCGCUGAGAAAGCCGAAUUUGCGAUGAAACUCGAAAAAGGUGAUGAUUCGGCGACGGCGGCUGCUGUUAAAAUUGAGCUGUCGGUCAAGAAAGAAUCGUCGGUGGCCGGUGAAGAACAGCUGACGGAGAAGAUGGAAUCAGCGGAAGAGACGGCUGAGAAGAAAGAGGAAACUGUUAAAGUGGAAAGCGCAGAAGUGAAGAGUGAACCGGAGAAAAUGGAUGACGCCGAAGGUGUGGUCAAGUCCGAAUCCAAAGAGAAAAGCCUAAAGGAAGGAGAUGUAGGCGAGGACGAAGGUAAAAUGGAUACCGAUCAAGAGCCGCCGGAGAACUCAGCUGGAAAUAAGGAAGAGACGGUUGAGAAAGAUCCGCAAAUUUCUGACGAAUCCAUGAAAAUGGAUGAAGGGGCGACGACGAAGGAAGGUGAUAGUGAAAAGAAAUCUAACGAGGAAACUGCUACUACUAAACAGGAUACUGCCAAAUUGGAGGAAGAAAGUAAACCUAAAGAAGCUGCGGAAGCAGUAAAAGAAUUAAAAACUGAUGAACCAGAAAAAGAAGCUAAUCUUAGUUUCAAGGAAGAAUCGGAAUCCGUGAAGAAACCGGACCUAGACCGUGAAUCUUCACCCGAUGUGAUUAUUCUGGACGAACAGAAGAUCGCCGAUGUUAAACCGAAAACCUUGAGCGAAGAAGAGAAAUGUUCGAAGCAAGCGGCGGAGUUGAAAGCCCGAUUCCCCGAUCUUGAAGUGUUCCAACCGCUAAUGAAGUUGAAGCAGUUGGACAACAGUGUUUCGAAGGAGGACUUUAAAAAUAUAAGCAAAUUUGCCAGUAUGAUCGAUACGUCGAUGAUUGUCAAGUGGUUCCGCGAUUUUGCGUUGGAACGUCGGGUAGGUCACAUCAUCUACUGCAUUGAGCACGGCGAGUGGCCGGUCGGCAAAUCAUACUCGGCCUACACCGGUUGUCUGGGAAUCGACCUGGACAUUCCGUUGCACGAGACGAUCAAACGCAUCAUUCCGAUGGACGGCGAUCCGCGGAGAUCCACAUCGAGCACACCGGACGUUAUCACGAUCACAACCGACCACGCCGGUGCUAAACAGAUAAGCCAGGCGGCGAUGUCGGCCCAGUCGGCUGCUGCUGCUGCGGCUGCACUGUCCGCCGUCGGUCUCGGGGGUUCAGGGUCUGGGAUGAGCGGUACUCAAGGCUUGACUCAGAGUCAGAUGGCUGCUGCAGCUGCUGCGGCCGCGGCUGCAGCCGCCGGGGUUUCGCUCUCGUCAAGUAAGAAACGCAAGCGACACAUUGCUAUUGAUGUUGAAACUGAAAGGGCCAAAUUGCAUGCUUUGUUGAAUAAUACUCAGAGUCCAGUGUCAACUUCGACUCCGAAGGCGCCCUCUGCUUCCAUGCAGUCGGCCAACAAUUUAUCGUGGAACGACGACGAGAUUGUAGAUGCGCGCCGAAGUAGUGGUUCCGGUUCGAACUCGAGUGCGUUGCAGCCACCGCCAGCACAUCAGCACGGUCCCCGCAAUCCAAUGUCCUAUACGAAACCGACCCUUAUUCCGGGUACUUCUAGCACCCUGACGCCAAUUGAUUUAUCUGCCAGUUAUAGCCUUCCAAAGGUCAACAUGGACAUGUUGAAGAGCCCGAUGGAUUUGAGUGAAGUCCAGGACUUUUCGAUCGGCAAGAAGAACAAAGGCAUGGACGCUGGAAGCAGCUUUGGGCGUGGUCUUUCCGGUACCAGUAUUAGCAUAACAAGUGCUGUCGGAGUAAACAGUUCUAUGCCAUCACCGUCGGCUGCUGUGGCAGCAGCGGCCGCAGCUGGCAAGGGAAAACUGAACGAUAUGUUGUCGAAACUGAUGAAGAAAAAUAAUGUCAGUGUUCCGUUGGACGAGCCACAACUGGGAAAAGAAAAGAAACGUAGAAAGCUUGAUGAAAUAGUGCUCGGUUUAUCGGCAGCGAAGGAGCAGAAAUCCAUCUUCGGAGAUCCGUCCCCUCCGGGAGGCAGUUUCUCGGGCAGUUCGAUGAAGAAGCCACAGAUUCCACCGAGUGUAUCGGUCACACCGGCCAGCGCUCCAUCAUCUGUUAGCCAACAGCCUCAGCAGAAACCGUUCACCAUCACGGUCACCAGCGUUCCGGGUACUUCGAAGGGUGGUCAGAGUUCAUCAAGUUCCAGCUCGACAAGUGGACUGGCCGCCCUGCAAAAUAUGUCCGGUAUGGGGGCACUCACCUCCAAGGACAGUUUAAGUGCUUUGUUUGCACAGGCAGAGCAGGCGGCAUAUUUGAAACAGCAACAGAAACUCAUUCAAACGUUGCCAGCCAAUUCUCCCCAACGAAAAGCUUACGAAGCUAUGCUAGCCGACAUGAAACAAGCGGCCGAAUUAAGCUCGAAGUUAGGUCAGUAUGGUUCAUCGCACGAUGCAAAGGUGAACAAGUGGUUAGCGGAACAGACUGCUGCCCUGACCGAACAUGCCAUGAGUUUGGAUUACCUUUCAAGAUCGUCACGGCGUUCUUCUUCGUCCACCUCGCAGUCUCAAGCUACUACGCCGACUUCGUCUCGGGCAACAAGAAACUCCAAUAGCCUACAGCAACAACAGCAUCAUCAUGCUCAACAACAACAACAGUUACAGCAACAACAGCAACAACAGCAACAGCAGCAACAACAACAGCAGCAACAGCAACAACAACAACAACAACAACAGCAGCAGCAACAACAAGCAGAUAGCAAAUCUGCCGCAUUUAAUUGGAACAAUUUAACCGGUGAAGAGUACGUAUCAGUCAUCAACAAAAUUAACGGCAAACGCUUAACAGGAAACAAAGCACCACAACUGAAACGACUGACCCAAUGGUUGACCGAUAAUCCGGCUUACGAGAUCGACCCGAAGUGGGCCGAAUCUAUCACCUUGCCCGGACAAUCAUCAAAGCAAUCCCAAUCGGACACGGGAAGUCCGUCGUCGGUUUCUUCGAAGCAGAUGCGCUCCUCGGCAUCCGCUUCCUCGUCGAUGGGUGCUUCUCAGGGUGGCAUGGGCAGUCAGUACGGUAGCAGUAGCGGUAGUGGCCAGCAGUCAUCAUCGACACCGUCGAAGAAACACAGCAGCAGCAGUAAUCAAACCAAUAUGCAGUUCCCGGGUCUAGCAGGACUGAAUCCAAAUCUCCUAUCCAGUUUGUCUGGGCUGGGAAAUUUCGAUCCCAAAACCAACCCGUUGCUGAUGCCGUUUGGAGGAAUGCCAGGACUGGCAGGUUUGGGAGGACUUGGAAAUCUCAACAACAUGAGCUUGUUUGCCAGCCUAGCGGGACUACCUGGCUUGUCCGGAAUGGACGCACAAAGUUUGGCAGCGAUGAUGGCCGCAGCUGGUUUAGACCCGUCAGCUGCUUUGGCAGCGGCCACAGGUGGAACCCCAACGAAGGGUGGCGGUGGCAAUGCUAGCAAAUCGAGAAAAUCAGCUACCGAAUCCAGUUCGAGCUCGUCAUCAUCUCAGCAGAACUCCAGCAAGAGUGCAAACCAACAGCAGGCAGCGGCUGCAGCUGCAGCAGCUGCGGCUGCCAAUAGCCAAUUCCCAUUCUUUUUCCCCAACCCAAGUCUACUGUACACACCACUGGGCCUGGGAGGACUCAAUCCAUAUGGGAUUCCCGGUGCCGGUUUGGGAACAAGUGGAGUCACAACAAGCACUUCGUCGUCUACCACAACAUCCCGACAAUCGCAGUCGAAACAGAGCAGCUCACGCGGCAUGAGUAGUGCGAACCAACAAUCAGCUGCUUCACCUAGCAGUAAAUCAAGCCGGAGUUCUAGUUUAUCAAGUCAACAAGCAGCAGCCCAGCAGGCGGCAUUGGAAGCGGCCCAGUUGCAACAACUGCUGCUACCACACGACAAACAUCUGUUGGACUCGUUGACUCGGUCCGCUGGAUUGGAUAUUACUCAGAGCUUAAGAGGUAGCAGCUCGAGCUCUUCGGAUAAACGAGCUCGCGAAAGUGCAGCAGCCCAGCAAGCUAACAAACAGGCAUUUGAAAAAAUUGAGCGUGAAAGAAGAAAACUGCUCGAACAGUUACAGCAGGGGGCAUUCCCUUCGGAAUUGGCGGCAAUACAAGCCUUCACUACCGGUAAAAUGCCGGGAAUGUCACCCUCUUCGUCGUCUGGACACGGUUCAUCAUCGAAGAAUAGCAGCAGCAGUAGCAGUGCCGCAGCAGCCGCAAAUGCCUCAGCAGCCGCUGCAGCUGCGGCAGCCGCGAUGAGUGCGAAAGACCUGCAACUACCACUGCCACCGGAGUUUAGUCAAGCGUUACUCGCCGAAAUGACAGCACAUGCCCUUUCUGCCAAUGCAGCGGCCGGUGCCAGCUCGUCGUCGUCGUCUUCGGCGUCGAAAAAAUCACGAGAACAAGAGUUCAAGGAAGCAUUCGAUCAGCUCAGUAAAAAUCCGAUCGAACUACUAGCCAGAAGUCUCGGAGUUGGUCCAGCGAUUUCACUGAUUCCAACAUCAUCGUCAUCGACUUCCUCAACACCGGAUUCGAAGAGAACUUCGUCUUCUUCCCGGCACGAUCUUCAACAACAGCAAGCACAACAACUGCAACAUCACCUAUCCAAACUGGACCCGAAAACGCUGAUGCUAGGAACGUCUCAGCAAGAAGAAAUGAAAAGCCCUAGAACUAGAUCGUCUACCGAUUCGUUGGCCAGUUUAGAUAAGGUCACACUGACCCCGGUGGCAGCAUCAAGCAUAGCUGCCUCGUUACCCUCACAAACAACAAUAUCCCUGGCUUCGCCCAUCGGUAUGCCGACCACUUCAUCGAGCGGUUCGUUGAAUCUUAGUGCCAAGAGUCCGGCUUUGUCAACAUCCUCAACCAGCAGCAUUGGCGAGCGAGAACGUGAACGGGACCGGGACCGGGACCGGGAUCGAGAUCGGGAUCGAGAACGAGAACGUGAUAGAGAGCGAAACGAACGAACGGAACGCUUGGAACGUGCGGAACGCAAUGAACGAAACGAAAGAAGUCUCCGAUCGACUGAUAUGGCCGCAGACUUAAGCCGAAGCUCGUCGAGUUCAGUUUCUGCUGCCGUUACGGCGACCGUUGUUCCGGCAUCCGCUCCUCAGAAUCUCUCAACUUCCUCCACAUUAUCACCCAGCUCGGUAGCGACCUCAGCCUCCGUAACGGUGGUGGACACGGCCCACAAUCAAGAGAUGGAUCUAGAAGAUUUGAUAGCACCAUCCAAACUAUCCAAAUCGGGCAACGUUCUGAGUGAUGAAGAUGAUCCACAGAAACAAAUUAUGCUGUUGAAGCAGAAACAAAAGCUGCUACAGCAAGAGCAAAUGAAAAAACUACAGGAAGCGCAAGAGGCACAACGAUUGCUUGAACAGCAAAGAAUAGCAGAGCAGCAGAAGAAAUUGUUGGAAGAGCAACAGCAGCAGCAGCAGCAACAACAACAACAACAGUUGGAACAGGAACAGGAGCAAGCUCAAGCACGGGAACUGCGACAUAAACGUCGCAGAGAGCGGGAAGACUCCGAACGUGAAAGCAAACGGUUAGAACUCGUCGAACAGCGAGCAACUGCCACUCAGGGAGAGUCCAUUCACCAUCAGAAUCUUUCCGAACGACAAGAAUUUUCUGAGAUGGAACAACCUGAACCUGCUUCCAGUGUGUUCCCUCUUCACGGACAUGACCUAUCGCGGCAAGAAGCAGAGACAGAUCAUCAUCACCACCACCACCAGGAACACGAACAACACGACCACCAACAGCUGGAAGACCUUGACCGACACGAACGACGCGCUUCACGUCGAAGCCAUCACAGCGGGGAUCAGCAACUUCUGCAGCAGGAGGAUUCAAAUAAAUCAGACUUGGAAAAAACACCCGAUUCAUCGGCAACACCGGCACGGAAAUCGACCCGAUCGAGUACGGAUGCCGCCAAUUCAUCGGGUGGUGAAUCAAACAGUGCACCUCCGACAACUCCCUCAACUGGUGGGGGAGGUCGAAGGACCACUCGGUCUAAGAGGCGUCGCAGUGGGGACGAGCACGAAGCGUCAACGCUCGGUAUGCCCGAACGGAAACGGGAGCUACGUUCCAGCGCCGGACGACAGGCGGCAGCUGCGGCGGCUCGAAUGGCAGCGGAAGCAAAAGCGGCCGCAGCCGCGGCUGCAGCAGCUGCUGCCGCUCAGUCAUCCUCUGAAGGGUCGCUCAACUUAUCCAAGGAUCAGGAACACUCCGAUAGGGACGAACCACAAUCGAUGUGACUAAAAAUGAGUAAAUGACGCUUAUAAGUUUAGGUUGAAAGUUACAAUUUUCGGUUUGCGUGUAGAGCAGUUUUUAGGGAGAUAUGAUGAUAUUAGAGAAAGCUAUAGGAAAUGAGCACCAGACGAGGGAGGGAAAGCAAGCGAAAUAAAUUAUACCUACGUUAAAUAAGACGACUAGCGAUAGCACAAGCAAACAAACAAAAAAAAAACAAGAAAACGAUGCAGAAUCGAUGCAAGUUUUUCAACAUUUUGAACCUCGUUUGCCGCUCGUGGGGAGAUGCUUCUGAUUGUGAUCUGAUGUGAAAUGAAAUACCGUGGAUCAUCUGUGGGGGAUCACUGUCAUAACCCUAAUCUCUUUUUGUGUGGGUUUCGGUGGUUCAAAAUUUUUGAAAAAUUGCGACGUUGUUCUACGAAAAGAAAAAAAAAAGAUCUAUUAAAGCAACGCUGUUACAUGUGUACUAUAAUCCCUUGUCUCUAGCAGUAGAUAAGAUAGAGUACUAACGAAGUUAAGCAUCCAGUAUAAGUUGUGUAAAUUGAAUAAUUGUCGAGUUAGUAGAAGAAAUUCGCGACACUGUUUUUAUCAGUUUAUAUAUUAUUAAUUGUAAUUGCGACGAUUGUAACUGUGUGUACUAUCAGUAGCAGUACAUCUCAUGCUAAACCAUGAACGGCCCAUUUUUAUUUCGGAAACACUCAGUUCUAGUUGCAGCACCGCUGAAGCGCCAACGGUUGUUUGUCGGGAGUGUGAUUCAUUAAGUAUAGAGAAACAUUCUAUACAUAGGAAAGUAAAAAAAAAAUGCAAAAUUAACACUAGAUAUCAAAAGAGACUUUUGUGGGCAAAUGUUUAGCGUAUCUUAAUAGCACCUAACACUAAAUCAAACUAUCUAAUUUAUUCUCAGUUUUCGACACUAAAAUAACGUGUAUAUAUUAAAGGUAUUUUUAAAAUGUAGACACUCAGUAGAAAUCGGCCAAUUAUUGGUGGACAAUGGAUAAAACCUGAUGAAAAAUCCUAAUCAAGAAAGGUAAUAAAAACGAAGAAAUACGAUUGCAAAAAAAAAAUAGAAUAAACUUAUCUUUCUUUGUUAUUUUUCGCAUUUACAAAGACAAUUACACGAGAGAAAAAAACAACAACAACCCGGAACACGAAUAGCACUGGUGUGGUGGGCCCUUGUGCUGACUGUUGUGGGUUGCUAUUAAAACAAAACAACAAAAAAAAAAACCCUCUUGAAUGAGGUUCAUUUUUGUUGAUGGCCGCGGGAAAUUGGUGACGCAACAGAUGAGGUACCUUUUUCUCCACGGUAUAGGUAAAUCAACAAAAAAAAACAUUAGAUGGGUUGAGUUAGAUGAAUGAACACGAGAUAGACUGAAAUUUAAAAAUCUUCACUAGCAAGUUUAGUUCCCAAUAGAUCCCUCCUGAUCGACAAAAAAAAAACGACAAGAAGUGCUACAAUAAUAGUCUUCUUGUAAAUCGUUAGAGGUUAAAUUUGUGUUUAAUAAAAGAAAAGUUGAAUUAUUUCUGUUUGAUACAAAACAGCAACUACAAUUUUAUUUCAUUACAUCUUGUAGAAAAUUGUGUAGUGCCUCGAAGCACACGAAGCAAGUUAUUCAUACAGCCUAUCCUCACACACACAUUAUCUCUCUCUCGCAAACUCACACAAACAUAUAAAC